GAUAGGUUUCAUGAAUGCUAUUGUUUAAUAUCUUCCCUGGUCACUGUAGUUAAAAGGAAAGUCUGUCUUUACCUGACUCAGACUGUGCAUGCUGCUGGAACGGUGCAUACUGUAUAAAUUUUGGGUGGUGCAGAAGCUCGUACCAAACUGUAAAGUCUCUUUGGAGGUAGGGGGAGGUGGACUGUACUCUGAACUUGUGGAUUCUGGCCAGUAUCCUUGCUGAAAACCACCUGGCUUGCUGUCUGGUUUAGACCUGGUUUCCUGGUGUUACUACUUAUCUGCCCAACAUGGCUCAUGCUGCUUCUCACAUUAAAAAGGCCAGAGAGCUGGAACAGCUUGAAAAGGAUGAGAAGGAGAAAGAAAUAGAAAAGAAAAGACAGCGGAGAAGUUCUAGGGAACGCAGGCGCAAGUCGGACAGCAAUGCAAGCUUUCUCCGUGCUGCCAGAGCUGGCAAUCUGGACAAAGUACUUGAGUAUUUGAAAGGAGGAAUCGACAUCAAUACAAGUAACCAGAAUGGACUUAAUGCUCUACAUCUCGCUGCCAAGGAAGGACACUUGGAUCUCGUUCAGGAACUUCUGGAAAGAGGUUCGGAUGUGGAUUCAGCAACCAAGAAAGGAAAUACAGCUCUCCACAUUGCAGCAUUGGCGGGGCAGGGUGAAGUUGUCACAGUCCUUGUCAAGCAAGGAGCCAACAUCAAUGCACAGUCACAGAAUGGUUUCACUCCACUUUAUAUGGCAUCGCAGGAGAACCACAUGGAUGUGGUGAAGUAUCUGCUGGAAAAUGGAGCAAAUCAGAGCACUGCUACUGAGGAUGGCUUCACACCACUCGCUGUAGCACUACAGCAGGGCCAUAACCAGGUGGUGGCUGUCCUCCUAGAGAAUGACACCAAAGGGAAGGUGAGGCUACCUGCUCUGCAUAUCGCUGCCAGGAAAGACGACACCAAGUCAGCAGCACUGCUGCUUCAGAACGAUCACAAUGCUGAUGUCCAGUCCAAGAUGAUGGUGAAUAGGACUACAGAGAGUGGUUUCACUCCUCUGCACAUCGCUGCACACUAUGGAAAUGUCAAUGUUGCUACUUUGUUACUCAACCGUGGAGCUGCUGUGGACUUUACUGCCAGGAAUGGAAUUACACCUCUCCAUGUUGCUGCCAAAAGAGGGAACACAAACAUGGCAAGGCUUCUGUUGGACCGAGGUGCACAGAUUGAUGCGAAGACCAGGGAUGGACUGACUCCUCUCCACUGUGCUGCACGGAGUGGUCAUGAUCAAACUGUUGAGAUUCUACUGGAAAGAGGAGCACCAAUGCUUGCCAGGACUAAGAAUGGAUUGUCACCGCUUCACAUGGCUGCUCAAGGUGACCACGUAGAAUGCGUCAAACAUCUACUACAACAUAAGGCUCCUGUUGAUGAUGUCACAUUGGAUUACUUGACAGCCCUGCAUGUUGCUGCCCACUGUGGCCAUUAUCGAGUCACCAAGCUCCUCCUGGACAAGAGGGCCAGUCCCAAUGCUCGUGCACUGAAUGGUUUUACUCCACUGCACAUUGCUUGCAAGAAAAACCGUGUCAAAGUGAUGGAGCUGUUAGUGAAGUAUGGGGCCUCAAUUCAAGCCAUAACCGAGUCUGGCCUCACACCGAUACAUGUGGCUGCAUUCAUGGGCCACCUGAACAUAGUCCUGCUGCUGUUACAGAAUGGAGCAUCGCCAGAUGUCACUAACAUUCGUGGAGAGACCGCUUUACACAUGGCUGCAAGAGCAGGUCAAGUGGAAGUUGUCCGAUGCCUCCUAAGAAAUGGUGCCCUCGUAGAUGCCCGAGCAAGGGAGGAUCAGACUCCACUGCACAUUGCUUCCCGACUUGGUAAAACAGAGAUUGUACAGUUACUUCUGCAGCACAUGGCCCAUCCUGAUGCAGCAACAACCAACGGAUACACUCCUCUACAUAUCUCAGCCAGGGAAGGGCAGCUAGAUGUCGCUUCUAUCCUGUUAGAGGCUGGUGCCUCACAUUCUAUAGCUACAAAGAAAGGGUUUACUCCACUGCAUGUUGCUGCGAAAUAUGGAAGCCUGGAUGUAGCCAAACUCCUCUUACAACGUCGAGCUCCUCCAGAUUCAGCUGGGAAGAAUGGUCUCACCCCACUUCACGUUGCUGUGCACUAUGAUAACCAGAAAGUGGCAAUGAUGUUGCUGGAAAAAGGCGCCUCUCCCCACGGUCCUGCCAAGAAUGGUUACACUCCUCUGCAUAUUGCUGCCAAGAAGAACCAAAUGCAGAUAGCAACAACCCUCCUAGACUACGGAGCUGAGACCAAUAUUUUAACAAAACAAGGAGUAACCCCAUUGCAUCUGGCCUCACAGGAAGGUCACGGAGACAUGGUCGUCCUGCUUUUGAAGAAAGGUGCCAACAUUCAUACUGCGACAAAGAGUGGACUGACAGCGCUACACCUUGCUGCCCAGGAAGACAGAGUGAACGUAGUUGAUAUUCUUGCAAAAGAAGGUGCCAAUCUUGACUGCCAGACGAAGCUUGGUUAUACUCCAUUGAUAGUGGCUUGCCAUUAUGGAAACAUCAAGAUGGUGAACUUUCUUCUCAGAAAUGGUGCCAAUGUUAAUGCUAAGACAAAGAACGGCUACACCCCGUUGCACCAAGCAGCUCAGCAAGGCCACACGCACAUCAUCAAUGUCUUGCUGCAGCACGGGGCCAGACCUGGUGCUGUCACUGCGAAUGGUAACACUGCCCUAGCAAUUGCCACACGACUGGGAUACAUCUCCGUGGUUGACACCCUGAAGGUUGUGACCGAAGAAUACACCACUACCACCACGACUGUGACAGAGAAACACAAGUUGAAUGUUCCUGAAACGAUGACUGAAGUUCUUGAUGUGUCUGAUGAAGAAGGUGAAGACACAAUGACAGGAGAUGGAGGAGAGUAUCUGCGGCCAGAGGACCUGAAGGAACUAGGUGACGAUUCACUGCCCAGCAGUCAUUUUCUAGACAGUAGUAUGAAUUACCUAAGAUACAGUCUAGAGGGGGGACGCUCUGACAGUGUUGUACCCAGCCUGCGAUCCUUCAGUUCAGACAGGUCCCACACACCCACCUAUGGCUCCUACCUGCGGGACAGCGCUAUCAGUGAGGACGUCAUCAUUGCCACCAGCCAGAAGGUGUCAGCUCUAGCCAAAGAAGUUGAGAAGGAUACCUAUCGCCUGAGUUGGGGCAUGGAAAAUGAUAACGUGGCUCUGUCUUCCAGCCCCAUACACUCUGGCCGCUGUUCUCCUUUCCUUGACCAUGACAACAGCAGUUUUCUAGUUAGCUUUAUGGUGGAUGCCCGUGGAGGAGCUAUGCGUGGCUGCCGACAUAAUGGGCUGCGUAUCAUCAUCCCACCUCGGAAAUGCACUGCCCCAACUCGAGUGACCUGCCGUCUUGUGAAACGUCACCGGUUAGCCACCAUGCCUCCAAUGGUGGAAGGAGAGGGUCUAGCAAGCAGGCUGAUAGAAGUCGGGCCAUCGGGUGCUCAGUUUCUUGGUAAACUUCAUCUUCCUACAGCUCCUCCCCCUCUUAACGAGGGAGAAAGCUUGGUUAGCCGAAUCCUUCAGCUCGGGCCACCGGGAACCAAAUUCAUUGGGCCUGUGAUAGUGGAGAUUCCUCACUUUGCAGCGCUGCGUGGGAAGGAAAGAGAGCUUGUUGUCCUGCGCAGUGAGACAGGAGAGAACUGGAAGGAGCACUACUGUGAAUACACGGAGGAGGAGCUGAACGAAAUUCUCAAUGGCAUGGAUGAAGUACUGGAUUCACCAGAAGAACUGGAGAAGAAACGUAUUUGUCGCAUCAUCACCAGAGACUUCCCACAGUACUUUGCAGUGGUAUCUCGAGUCAAGCAGGACAAUAAUCUGAUUGGCCCUGAAGGAGGUGUGCUAAGCAGUACAGUGGUACCACAGGUUCAAGCAGUUUUUCCAGAAGGAGCCCUAACCAAGCGGAUCAGAGUUGGCUUACAGGCUCAGCCCAUGGACAUGGAACUGGUGAAGAAACUGCUGGGAAACAAGGCCAUGUUUAGCCCCAUUGUUACACUGGAGCCUAGGAGGAGGAAAUUCCACAAGCCUAUCACCAUGACAAUUCCAGUUCCAAAGCCGUCGUCUGAAGGAAUGAUGAAUGGCUACGGAGGGGACACCCCAACUCUUCGAUUGUUAUGCAGUAUAACAGGUGGAACAACACCUGCUCAGUGGGAAGAUAUCACAGGAACAACGCCAUUAACAUUUAUUAACGAAUGUGUUUCCUUUACAACCAACGUAUCAGCAAGAUUCUGGCUUAUUGACUGCCGGCAAGUGCAGGAAUCUGUAACAUUUGCCACUCAGCUGUACAGAGAGAUCAUCUGUGUGCCAUAUAUGGCCAAAUUUGUUGUCUUUGCCAAAUCACAUGAACCAAUUGAGGCCCGAUUGAGGUGCUUCUGUAUGACAGACGACAAAGUAGAUAAAACAUUAGAGCAACAAGAAAACUUCAACGAGGUGGCCCGAAGCAGAGAUGUGGAGGUACUGGAAGGAAAACCCAUCUAUGUUGAUUGCUUUGGUAACCUGGUGCCAGUAAUAAAGAGUGGGCAGCAUCACAUAUUCAGCUUUUAUGCCUUCAAAGAAAACCGACUUGCACUGUUUGUCAAGGUACGGGAUACUACUCAGGAACCAUGUGGGCGUUUAUCCUUCACAAAGGAGCCGAAAUCUACACGGAUACAUGGACAUCAUGCAAUCUGCAACCUGAAUAUCACCCUGCCACCUUACUCGAAGGACUCUGAGUCAGAUCAAGAACAAGAGGAAGAGGGCACUCUUACCACAGAGAAAUAUGAAGAAGAUACAGAAUCAACAGAAACAUCAGCUUUGAAAACCCACCUAAUCGGCGAAGUCCCAGCACUAGCAAGCCCAGACUUGUUAUCGGAAGUUUCAGAAAUGAAACAAGAUUUGAUCAAAGUGUCUGCAAUUCUAACUACUGACUCAUCAGAAAAGACACAUUCAGUUGAAGUGAAGCAUAUUCAGAAAGGAUCCGUGGAAGAACCAGGCGAGCCUUAUGAAAUUGUUGAAAGUGUAAAAGAAGACUUGAGAAAAGUAAGCAAGAUUCUGAGAAGUGGAUCUUGUGUAGAAGAAGCUCUUGCUGAUGCUUCAAAACAGGCAAUAGAGGAUGACUGGGUAAUUGUAAGUGAAGAUGAAAUUGAAGAAGCCAAAAGGAAAGUAUCAGUUGAAGUAAUUGAGCCAACCUUAACAGAAAUUAGGAUAGAUAGAGGUACACGUCAUGUCAUUCAGCAGGACAUGAGCAGAAUGGUAGAAUAUCUUCAAGAUGACCUUGUAGACUAUAUUUCCAAGAAUGAGUCCUGUAGACCAACUUCUCCAGUAGAUGCUGUACAAGAGAGGAUUGAAGCUGUUCUUAUUGAAGAUUCUGCCAAGAAAUCACACAAAAAUGGCCCAGGAACUGCAGAGACUAUAGAAAAAUUCAGUGAAGAAAGAAAAGCUGUAUUUGAAAUAAAGAAGCCUGUUAGAAGGAAGUUAAAAGAAAGGGCAAAACAGUAUUUUGAAGACUCACAGUUGCAGGUGCCAAGCACUGAACCAUUACAAUUCCGCAAGUUCAGCUCUGAAGAAUCACUGGAUGAAGAACCAGGUUUAACUCCUGAAGAUCCUCUAAGUGCAACUUCUGUAUCACCUGUCAUAGAAGAGACUCCAAUUGGCUCAAUAAAAGAUAAGGUGAAAGCUCUUCAAAAACGAGUGGAAGAAGAGAAGACACUUGUACAAACCAGCAAGUUACCACUAAAAGAAGUUGGCAAAGAAGAGACUUCAAAGAAGCUGGUUCAUAAGAAACAACCUCCAGCUGUCCCAGCCGUUGCAUCUGAAAGACUUGAGCAGACUAUGUCAGUUCGAGAUCUUAUGAAAGCAUUUCAGUCAGGAGAAGAUCCUUCAAAGAAAACGACAGGAUUGUUUGAAUACAAGUCAGCUGUGCCAUCAGCAGAAAGUCAACAUGUAGGGGAAAAACAAUUAAAAGUUGAUACCAGGGAAUUUCAAGAGAAUGAGUUAAGUAAACUUGAUGAGGCUGUCAAAUCAAGCAGAGAACAAAUGCUGGAGGCAUCACAUGAAGACAACUUAAAAGAAACAGCUACAUAUGUUGAUCAUGUAAGAGCAGACAAGUCUCAAAAUAUUUUUGAAGCGCAGAAACAAUCACAUCAAACAAACUCACGUUUAGUGUCAGGAGAGGAGGAUGCGACAACAAAACUUUCUGAUGACACAGCAAUUGCAUUAGAUGAAACGCACUUAUCAAAAACAGAAAGUGACAAAAGAGGUUUACAGCUGUAUACGUCCGCAUUUGAUAAAGAAAGUGAACACCUCAAGGAUAAAAUAACAACUGAGAUCAAAGAUAUAGAGCUGCAGAUUAGCCCUGACAGAAAAACAUCAACAGAUUUCACUGAGGAUAUUAAAGAAGAACUUGAGGAUAAUGACAGGUACCAGCAAUUCAGAAAAAUUUCAGUAGCAGAGAAGGGUCAAGUAUAUUUAGAUCAAGUGGUAUCUAGUCCAUUUCCAUCAGAGCUUAAUACUGGUUUUCCCUCAGAAUAUGUUAAGGAGGACUUCCUUACUGACAUAGUACUGCAGAAUGGCACUCUUGACGAUAGUUCAGAGAGCCUUAAGCAUGAAGGCAUUGCUGAUUCACCCAGUGUUAGUCUCGGUGAUGGCACACCUCAGAUGAGUUCUGAGGAAAGCUAUAAACAUGAAGGAUUAGCAACCCCAGGCACAAGCCCCGAAAGUCUUUCAUUUUCACCAAAGAAACUUGAUCAGCAAAUGCCAGAGAGGGAGGAUGAUACUGAAGUAGCUGCCAUGCGAGGAGUUGUAGGCUAUCAUCCCCCAAGUGAGAUGCUGCAAACAAAGUUAACCAAACAGAUCAAAGAAGAGAGCAGUACAAAAAUAGUUAAAAAAACAUAUGAAACCACAGAGCCUGCAGAUGUUCAUUUACCUGAGGAAAGCAAAGAUGCGCCUGUUGCAAAAACUAUUAGUGUAUUAGAAGAUGGCAGUCCUGUUGUCCAAGAGUAUGAUGCUAGACACAUAAAGGAAUUUGAAAGUGUUACUGGGGAUUCUGGAGUGUUUGUUUGUGAUGAUAAAAGAUCUGUGGAAGCUUCACUGACAAAAUCAGCAGAAACAGAUGAUCAUACCUUCAGUGAUUUAGGAUCUACUUUGAAAUCUGAAACUUGCUUAGGUUAUGAUGCAAGUUCUCAGGCUGAAAGUGGCAUUUAUGAAAUGCCUGACAGUUCAUUAACCUCCAAGGAUAAAACUGAAGUGUCUGUUUCAAUGCUUUCUCAGGAUGAGACUCAGAUGUCAUAUGAAUCCCAAGAAACUGGGAAGCCUUUUGCAGAAGAUAAAGUAGAAUUACAAAAAGAGUGUACGGAAGAGCUUUUUAGUUCUGAAACUAUUUUAGGUGAUGAUGAUGAUGAUGAUGCACACAUCCGGGUAUCAGAAGAGUUACAUGCUGAACCAGAAUGCCCUAAAAUUCAGAAGGGUUUAGAUCUUUCCCUCCCUGGUUUGGAAAGUGAGGGGUAUAGUCCAGGAGGAGACGAAUCAUCAGCAGUCAGUCAUAAGGAUUCUCUAGAGGCUAGCCCAGUGUUGGAAGACAAUUCAUCACACAAAACCCCAGAUUCUCUAGAGCCAAGUCCUACAAAAGAAUCACCUUGUCGUGAUUCUUUAGAAAGUAGCCCAGUGGAUCAAAUAGUGAAGCCUGUAAUUUCUAUGGACCAAAAAACUGAAAUCUUUAUUCAUCAAGCCAGCUCUGUAAAGACAGACAUUUCUGUCGAAUGUGUACGCUCCCGACUUCUCAGAGACCCCGAGGGCAGUGCUGAAGAUGACAGCUUGGAACAGACUUCACAGAUGGAAAGUUCAGGAAAGAGCCCACUAUCUCCUGAGACUCCUAGCUCUGAAGAGAUCAGUUAUGAAAUCACACCUAAAACACCAGAAAUGCAGGUGUUGUCAGCUUCUGAAAAGCCAGUUUGUAUACCUGAAGAGACUGAAGAAGACUCAUCAGAAAUGGAGCAAAAGAAAAGGUUUACCCCUGAAGAAGAAAUGUUUAAAAUGGCUGCAAAAAUUAAAACAUUUGAUGUACUCGAAUUAGAAGCUAAACUGAAGAGGGAAGGCAGAAAGGAGCCAAAGCAUCCUGAUCUGCCUUUAACCACUGAAACAACUACUGCAUGUCAGUCUGAAAUGUCUCCAGCAAUGCAGGGUGAUGACAAACUAUCGGUGGUUCUUACCCCCCCUCAUGAAAUAAGGGCAAGCCCUUCCUCUUCAGAAAGUGAACCCGAGUUAACUCAGCUCAAAAAGGAGACAAGUGCAGGUCUUCUGCUGGAGCCAGUUAUUCGAGUUCAGCCUCCUUCUCCGUAUCCAUCUGGUCUGGAUUCUAGCUCCAGUCCAGAAGAUUUACAGUUUAAGCCAAUAACAUCUAGGCAGCAUGAGUUAAGGUCUGAAGAAGGUAAGACAACAUCAGAUGACAGUGGCUCAGAAAAUGCAACUGAUACAAGUAUAUCUGCUGAGGAACUUAAAGCCAGAUGUGAAGAUGAAGUGUUGGACAAUGAAACUGCAACAUUUCAUGCUCAUGAAUCUGGAAUACAAGACAUGCACAGUCCAAAGUCUGACAUUUUAGAAAAGUCAGAGAAGGGAUAUGAGUUUAUUUCUGGGGCUGACUUAUGUGAUGCCCCAUCAAUUAAAACUCAUAUUGAGAGAGAAGAUAAAUUGGAGAAUAUUGGUGGAUCAACUCUAGAGUAUCUCCAUUCUUCUAGUACCCAAGAUACAAAAUGGGAAAAAGGCUUAUCAGAGUAUAUCAUAAAUGAAAAAUCUUCCCCAGAACCUGAACCUAUAGAUGUAGACAGUUCUGGAAAGCAUUCUUCUUCUGAGCUCACUGAAUUGCCCACAAAUAAGGGGAGAAUAGAUAGUUAUCAGGAAGAGUCACAUGACAUUUAUGGUUCUUCCACUUUAGAUUAUGAUCAUGAGUCACAUGACAGAGCCACUAAAAAUGUAGCAGGUGUCCCUGAACAGUUUGGCAUGUGUUCCAAAUUCCCUGUAAUAGACAGUACUGAAGAAACUCUGCAUACAGAGUCUUCAGAAAAAUCACUCAGUUUAGACUGCACAUUAUCUGCUGUCACAGAAGGUGCAUCACUUAAGAGCCCCUAUGAAAAUGUUCCAGAAGAAUAUUCAUCUGACUAUCCUGAAGCCUAUUUCUCAACCAAGUUCUCUCCACCAAUAGAAGCAGGAUUUGACAGUGAACAUAAUUUAGAUGUUUUGCCUGCAACAUCUGAUACUACUUUGGUUGAACAGUCUGAAAGUACCAAAAUAAUUUCUGCAGAGGCAUCCAAUCAUCACUUUGGUGAAGUAGUGGUAACAAAGCCAGAUGAAGAUUAUGAUGCUUGGACUGAAAUAAGAGAGGACGAUGCAGCUUUUGAAGCUCGAGUCAAAGCAGAAGAACAAAAAAUAUUUGGCUUGAUGGUUGACAGACCAUCUCAAGGUACAACUCCAGACACUACUCCUGCAAGAACACCCACUGAAGAUACCACACCGACUAGUGAGCAGAAUCCUUUUCUGUUUCAAGAAGGAAAGUUGUUUGAAAUGACAAGAAGUGGUGCGAUUGACAUGACCAGAAGGGACUAUGAAGAAGAUGGCUUCCAUUUUUUCCAAAUAGGUGAGCACUCUUCAGAACAAGCUCCACUAGAAGAGGUGACAGAGGAGAAUAUAGAAUCUGAUUCAUGUGAACUUAAAAUAUCACCAACUAGUUUAACUUCUCCUAGUGGGGCUCAGUCUGAAGAGGUGGUAAGUGGAACUGUUGUGGAAGAAGCCUUUUCAGAAUUCCAAACUUUGGAAGAGACUGCUGAAGAAAGUAUUAUUAAAAGUACUAGCAUGCACACUACUAAAACUGAAAUAAAAUCGAGAAUUCCAGUUAAAAUGGGUGUUUUAGCAUCUUCAAAGCCCACCAAAAAAGGUGCAACUUCUCCAGAUGCAUCUGAAGUAAAACCCUUUACUGAACAGUGCUGUGAUGAGUUGGAGAGUACCCAUCAGUCUUUUCCUUCCUCUCCUGAGACGACUUUUACUAACGUGCAGUUAGACUUUUCGACAGUGACCAGAUCUGUUCGUUCUGAACAUGAUGAUGAGUCUUCAGAUUCUUCACCUGAAGACCAAAAAUCUGUUAUUGAAAUCCCUACUGCUUCCAUGGAUAGUGUUUCUUCCAUUGAACCCAAAUCAAAAAUCCCUGUUAGAAGUACAGCUGGUGUAUCAUCAGCACUAAAAGUCUCCCCACAGACAGACUGUGCUCCUUCUUUAACUUCUCCUACUGACAGUCCACAAGAAGGGAGUACAGAUGAAGAUGCAAAGCCAAAGUCAAAGAUACCAGUCAAGCUGAGCUGUCAGAGGUCAGAGCAUCAUUCCUCAGCUACAGAAUCCACAGUUAAAAGAUCAGAGUCUCUGAAGGUUUCUGAAGCAAAACCAAAAAUGCCAGGAAAAACAGAUAAUCGAAGCAAGUCAGAAUCUGAUGCAGGUAGUGCUGUAGAAAUAAAGUUCAAAUGCUCUACUAAAGCCAGAAGCUGCACUGAAAGUGACACUGAGGUAGAUGAGGGGGCUGGCCAAGUACAGUCUAGUUUAGAAGCAGCUGAGGCUACAAAAUCUAAAAUAUUCCAGUCCAGGCUUCCAGUUAAAACGAAGUCUGGUUCAAUAUCUUCUGCAGUUUGUAUUUCUACUAAGGACAAUGAAGAACAGUUUUUUGAAAUGUAUAAAAAUUCUAUAGAAUUUUUUGAAGAAAUAAGUGAUGAAGCCUCAAAGUUAGUGGACAGACUAACGCAGGCAGAGAAGGAACAGGAAUUCUGCUCAGAUGAUGAAAGCAGUACAAUAGAAAUGUCUCUGAUCGAUGCUGACCCUCUGCCUGGAUCCCAGCAGGUACUCCCUGAUGACAUCUUUGACACAAGGCCUAUUUGGAAUGAAUCUGUUGAGACUCAGAUAGAGCGCAUUCCUGAUGAGAAUGUUCAGGAGCAUUCUGAAGAUCCCCAAGAGGAAAGAGGAAGGAAGGAGGAAAGACUAGCAUGCAUUGCUGACCACCUUGGCUUCAGCUGGACAGAAUUAGCAAGGGAACUGGAUUUUACAGAGGAGCAGAUCCAUCAGAUCCGUAUUGAAAAUCCCAAUUCACUUCAGGACCAGAGUCAUGCCUUGUUAAAGUACUGGUUGGAGAGAGAUGGCAAGCACGCAACAGAUGCCACCCUGAUGCAGUGUUUUACUAAAAUUAAUCGAAUGGACAUAGUUCACCUACUGAGGACUGUAAGCACACAGCCUGUUCAGCAAUUUAUGCCACGUAGUUAUGAAGAAAUUGAGAAGACCAUAGCACUGGACCACAGUGAAGGAUUUUCUGCACUUCAUGAAGACUUGUACAGCCCAAGAUCUGAACGGGAUGCCCAACAAAGUUGCAAAGACAGGAAGCUAUCAGAUCAGCCCCCACUUGUUUCAGAAGAAGAUAUUUCAGUGUGUUACUCCCCUGUACAUGACAGUCUUCCAAGGAGUGAAGCAGAUGGGUCCAUCCUAGAGGUUCUGAGGCAUGCCCAAAGGGAGAAGAUCGAAGCUGGCUUGUCUGGAAAAGUAGAUGGCGACUCAGAAGCUGUGUUUGGUACACACCAGGAGUACUAUGUCACAAUUUCAGGGGCAGAGACAACUAAAGGAGCACAGGGUAAAACUUCAGUAAGUGGGGGCUCUCCAGUGCCAUUAACUGAAGAACGUGAUCAAUCUCCCAUUGUACAAGAACCAGAUGAGAUACCAUCUGAUGAAAAAGAAGCCGCCAUGCCAAGUACUGGUGGAGUUACCAUAGUUGAAUCAGUGGAUGAGCAUCCCAUGAAAACAGAGAGAUAUUAUGAGGAUGAAUCCCUAGAAAAGGAAGUAGCAGAGGAGCUGGGGCAGCUAGAAUCCAGCUCUGAUGACGAUGCAGUGGUAACCACCAGGGUCGUGCGACGCAGGGUGAUUAUUCAGGCAGAUGAUAUGCCCGAUAUUCCACCCGAAUCUGUAACAGAAGAGCAGUACACUGAUGAAAACGGGCGCACUGUGGUAAAAAAGGUCACUAGAAAGAUAAUCAGAAGGUACGUUUCACCAGACGGAACAGAAGAAGAAGAAGUCAUGAUGCAGGGAGCACCACAGGAACCAAUUACCAUCAAAGAGGGGGAUGAAUAUUCAAGAGUUGUAAAGCGAACAGUUCUCCAAAGUGACAGUGACCACAGUAAGUUGACAUUCUCAGAACCGCAAGUUUUUACCACUUCCUCAGAGUUUGAGUCUGAGCCAGUCGAAGGUCGUAGGGUCAGCAGAGUGAUCAAAACCACCGUAAUGCAGGGAGAGAGAAUGGAGAAACACCAUGGAGAAUCCAGGCUAUCUACUGAUCUUCCCUCAGCCAAAGAUGACUUUCAGCAGGCCCUCAGCUAUAUACAACAUGGUCAUGGAAAAGUGUGUCUGCCAAAUUUAGUUGAAAAAAAGACUGUGAACAAGGAUGGAUCAGUUCUUAAGAGGACAAUGAUCAAUAAAACUGACACCCAGAAGAAGACUGUGGUGAAGGACCAUGAGGGAAAGCACGUGUGUGUGGAGAGGCUGGAGGAUGUGCCUGAUGCAACACAGCAGGAUGAGCUCCAACACGAUCUCCAACAGCUCCUCAGCCAUUUCUGCACCGAUGGAUGGAAGCGUCAAGCCAAAUGAGUGGCAACAGCAUUGUACAAUUCAUACCAUGGCAACCUGCUUUGCUGCCUAGGCUGAAAUAAGAUUUCCUUUUAUUUGAAGACUGAUGUACCUUGUUUUAAGAUAUGGUUAAACCAGUUUUUCUUUUGUAAGCUAAUUUGCGACCAAAGAUGGAAUCCUUCAUGUUGGAUGGUUUAUCCACAAACUCUUCCUGUCAUGCGGUACGAUGAACAUAAAUAAUUCUGCAUCAUAUUUGAUAGAGUUUUGCUGCUUAUAAAACUAUGCUCCUUUUCCAGCAUCAGAAACUGGCUUCACCCACAGGCUUCUUCGACUGACUGACUGACUGUGUGUUUCUAAAAGGGGCGCCUUUCUGUAAAUUAAUGUACCUGCAGCUAAAUUACCUGGACUUUGAAACUGUAGACACUGCCUAUCUAGAAAUACACAAUCCAUAAAUGUUGCUGGGAACAAAUUGUGAAUAUUGUCAUUGUAAGUGAAGUGAUGUACAGACCUAGCAGCAAAGAGGUGUGAAAGUCAGCACUCACUGUUGUAUUUUUAAAUCCAGUCUAUCAGUAUGGAUAAGUGAUCCAUAUGUCGACAAGCUUGUUCUCCGUGGAACACAUUAUUGCAGGAUGUUUAAUGCAGCUCAUAUUUAUCACACCCAGUGACAUCUGAACAUUUUCCUGGGUGAAACAGCACAAGGUUGUCAAGCAUCUGUAUUCUGUAUUUGCGUCAUUCUGCAUAUUAAGAACUGCUCUGACUGGCAGUAUAAAUGGAUUACAUUACGCGGCUUUAACUUGUUUCACUUGUGUCACUGCUUUUACAAAACAGGCAAAGAAAACUGUAAACACCAUCGCUCUGUUGAUAUAGUAUCUCUUCUGACCACUGCACUGUAGAUAACUGGACUGCAAAUGGACUUCUUGAUCUGGAAAAGUAAGGAUGGUGUGAUAACUCACAUCUGUUGAGAUUGCCUUUUUUUAAUACAUGCAUGUGAUACGAAAACUGGUAUAAUCAUGCAAAUAAAUGCUCAUUAAUUAUCCUAGCAGUGAGAGAAACACAAAGACAAAAAGGAAAGAAUUCAUCAAAUUAUUUCAGAAUUUUUUUCCUCUAAAUGUAUGGUACUACACCUUUCCCAGAGUCAUGUCAGUUUUGUUUAAAGUUGGCCCAUAAAUCUGCUAAAAUGUACAGUAACAUUACUGCACUUUUCUGGAACACAGCCAACAGUGAAUAAUACGCAUAACGGUAUGGCUCGCUUGAAAAAGUGACUUAUACUUUACAGAAUAUACCUUCUUAGGAAGAGACUACGAGAAACUAAAAGAUAUUGAAAACUAAAAACACUGUUUGGUUUCUCACUUUUUAUAAUGCGAUCUGACUCAGUAUAGUGUCGGUUAUGGGUAAUUCAUGAAUGGUGUGGCUGUAAAUUCUGAAAAAAAUGUUGAAAGACCUUCCUAGUAUAUUUCUAUAACUCUUUACACAAUUGUUAAAAGACAGAUGAAAAACACCCUUACAGACUGAUUACAAAGAAUAAUUCUCAUGAAUCAGCAGCAAGCUGAAGUUGGCCUACAGAACAAGCAGAAAAAAAGCUUAUCUGUUGUGUUACUUGCAGUGCAGAUGUCUAUGUUACAUUAUAUAGUUCCUCACAUAUAUUUUCCUGUAUUAUCAAGCAACUUGAAAACUGUGAUACUACGUGAAUUUUUAAGUUAAUGACUCAACAUAUUGUUCCCAUGGUGAUAACCAAUAACUGAGUAACGAUAUCUUUGAGGGCAUGUAUUAGCUAAAGGAAAUAAAUUACAUCACUAACAAUACUUAGCAGCUGCAACAUGUACAGUGGCUGAUUUAAUUAAAUAAAAAUGUACAAGUGUUCAA
Messenger RNA from Protopterus annectens (West African lungfish), 14519 nucleotides. RefSeq names its product ankyrin 2 (gene ANK2). Gene Ontology annotation, biological process: protein localization to T-tubule; signal transduction; regulation of cardiac muscle contraction. The record is from RefSeq and is a predicted model, not a curated record. Lineage: Eukaryota; Metazoa; Chordata; Ceratodontiformes; Protopteridae. Bases 288 to 12677 code for a protein of 4129 amino acids. Gene Ontology annotation, cellular component: T-tubule. Gene Ontology annotation, molecular function: protein binding. The transcript has 51 exons.